Molecule: messenger RNA, 754 nt
Organism: Ahaetulla prasina
Lineage: Eukaryota; Metazoa; Chordata; Lepidosauria; Squamata; Colubridae
Product: receptor expression-enhancing protein 6-like
Exons: 5
Coding region: 75-626 (183 amino acids)
Source: RefSeq, a predicted model, not a curated record
CGCCCACCGCGCUGGGGCUGAUCGGCCGCCGAGCCAGGUGAGCGGCCGGGGCGUCGCUCGGAGACUGGGCCGCUAUGGGGACCCCCCGGCGCCGCUUCGAAGCCUUCCUGGCCCGGCCCGGCCCCCUGAACGACGCGCUGGGGGCGCUGGAAGCCAAGACGGGCGUCAAGAGGAUUUACCUGGCCACAGGUUUCCUGGGUUUCGUGGGAGUCUACCUGAUGUUUGGCUACGGGGCCUCCCUGCUCUGCAACCUCAUCGGAUUCCUCUACCCGGCUUACGUCUCCAUCCGUGCCAUCGAGAGCCCGGCCAAGGAUGACGAUACCACCUGGCUGACGUAUUGGGUGGUCUACGGCACCUUCAGCGUGGUGGAGUUCUUCUCCGAUACCUUCCUCUACUGGUUCCCCUUCUACUACGCCGGCAAGUGCCUCUUCCUGCUGUGGUGCAUGGCGCCCUUUUCGUGGAACGGCUCGCAGGUGCUCUACCGCAGCCUCAUCCGUCCCUGGUUUUUGAAGCACCACCAGACGGUGGAUAGCGUCCUCAGCGACCUCACCGGCCACGCUACCAGCAUCGCCUCCGCCGCCUCCCGGGAAGGAGUCCUACCACGAUCCCUGCAGGCAGAGGACUGAGUGGCGCCCUUUUGACGAUCAACAAUAAAAGAUCUCCGAAUUUGAGCUGGAAGCUCUGCAACAAUGGUGUCCUUUUCCUUCGUGUCCCUGAGAUGAUUUUGAUCUAAGUAAUAAACCCUUCAACUGCU